Molecule: messenger RNA, 4561 nt
Organism: Aphanomyces invadans
Lineage: Eukaryota; Oomycota; Saprolegniomycetes; Saprolegniales; Verrucalvaceae
Exons: 13
Coding region: 34-4488 (1484 amino acids)
Cellular component (GO): Ski complex
Molecular function (GO): protein binding
Source: RefSeq, a predicted model, not a curated record
GUUGGGAGGGCGCCACAAUCGAGGCAGGACACAAUGCUCAAGCACUACCUGAACGAAGCGAAGCUGAAGCUCAAGGACGAGGCGUUCGAGGAUGCGCUCGACGCUAGCUCGAAAGCAUUAGAACUUGAUGGCAUGAACUUCCAGGCUCUCAUGCUCAAGGGCAAGUGCCUCUUUCACCUCAAGAAUGCAACGCUUGCCGAAGCAACGUAUCGUCGUGCCGUGGACCUUCAACCUGAUCUUCCCAUUGUGUGGAAGGGACUGUUGGAAGUGUACGAAAUGACCAACGCACAUGCCAAAGCCAUAGAACCACUGGAAAAGCUGUCGGCGAUCUUGAUGACAAACGACAAGUGGGAUCGAUGCCAAAAGAUCUUUGCCGACCUCGCGGCCGCCGCCACGGCUGCCUCUGUCGUGCCCAAAGCGCUCCAUGCCUGGUUUCCCCUCGUCGUGUCUGUGGCCGACAAACCCGCCCUCUUCCUUGGCGCCUUUCCCAACCAAGAUGUCCCGUCGGAAAUUCAAAUAUGGAUCAACGUGCUGCACUUGGUUCAAACUCAUCGGACACUUGGGCCCUUCCGAAGCGUCGACUUCAUCUUGGAGAAUAUCGUGCGGUUGGUCGCGACUGUCUCGUGGGCCAACGAAGAUUUCAAACAAGACGAAGAGGCUGCAAAGAAUGCAUCGUGGGCACCCCCUUCCGCGGCCGCGACCCUUCGCUUGGACGUCGCCGGAGCCGUUGACAUUGCCGUGGAAAAUGCAUGGCAAAAGGUGAAGCAAGCACCGUGUGAAGCUAAGCCUGCUGCGCGGCAGGCACUAGAUGCACUGGUAGCGCACUUGGUCCGUUCGUGUCCGCGGGCCAAGCGCGCCGCCGAAGUUCGUCUGCUUCGAAUCGAAGAUGCCGAUGCUGACGUCCUGUCGCCAGCCGAGGAGGAGCAAUGCCUGGCCGUGCUGAAAUCCACUGCGUCCAGCACCACCAGCCCGUUGCUGCAUCUGUACUGUGGCCUUGACCACGCGAAUGAAGGCCAAUUCUCCGAAGCUGUCAGCAGCAUCUUGCAAGGCAUCCCUAGUCUCCCUGAACACAUCCAAGCCCGAGUCGUUUUAGCGACGUUGUCCCUUGAGUCAGCCUCGUUCGAUCCCCAGCGGUGUCUCGAUAUGGUGCAUGCAGCUCAGGAUGCAGUGCAAUACCGGUUUGACAAGUUUGGCACGUCGCCUCGAUCGUACUCCCACACGGCGAUGCAGCUGCUGCAAGCAAAGGCGUGGAUUGCACUACGCAACUGGGCCAGCGCAAUCGUGGUGUACGAAGGAAUCAUUGAGCACGAGCCGUUCCUUCCCGACGCCGUGCUUGGCCUCGCGGAGGCCCAUCUUCACCAAGACAAUGUUGACGCUGCUGCAUUGACGCUGCAGUUUCUUCCACCACAAGAAUCGGCGGCGUAUUGCGCUGCCAAGGGGUGGUUGAUGUAUCGCCAAGGCGACUUGGCAGGAGCCCACACGACGCUGGAAGGCGGAUUGGCGUACCCUGAUGUGUCGUGGGCGCUAAAGUACCGCCUUGCUCGAGUGUAUUGGGACUUGGGUGGCGAAUACCAAGCGAACAAGGCGUACUGUGUCGCUCAGCUGGUUGGCGCCGCCAAACUGAACCCCCAUGAGCCGGUGAUUUUCCGGUGGUUGGGCUCGUACUACCUCAAUAUUGGUGGAGACCCAGCUCGCGCGGAAAAGUGCUUUUUCAAGGCGUUGUCGUUGGAUCCUUCGUGUGAAUUUUGCGGCAUCGCGUUGACAGAGUUAUACGCCAAUGACUAUGACCGUGCUGUCCAGCUGUGGACAGACAUGGCGGUGGGCCAAGAUCGUGUCCAUGCUCCGUGGGCUUUGCUUCGUCUGGCGCAGCAUGACGUCACCCACGGCAACGAUAGUGCUAUCGGUCAUCUGCAUAAACUCCUGCGAGUUGACCCACACAAUGCAUCGCUGUGGGCAGCUCUUGGCCAUGUGUACCAAGUAUUUGGCCGCAUUGUGGCCGCUCAAAAGUCGUACGUCAAGUCGUUGGCUCUGGUGGAAGCUGCCGGCGACAAGCGGCCCAGUGACAGUGUGCUUUGUGAAUUGGCCCGUAUCGAGCUAUCGUUGGGGUUGCUCGAUGAAGCGUUGGCGCACUUGACGACUGCCGCCGGCGCCGUCGACGCCUGCAACGACCAAACCAACGUCGGCGCGGCCGUGCACAAGUUGCUGGCUGAAACGCUGUUCACUCAGGCCAAAACGUUGUGCGCCCAAGGGCUGUACGGCCGCAGCCGCGACAAACUCAAGCACUCGUCGACCGUGCUGCGCUCGUACUUGGCCGCGAUAGGUGCACGCAAGGCACACACGAGUUUGUACAAGUUGCUCGGCGAUAUCCACCUGUUUUCGUUUUACCUUCCCCCUGACGAGACAUGGAUUUCUUUCUUACAGCAAGGCACGGAGGCGUAUUUGACCGCUCUGUCCAAAGCGCCCACCAACGCGCUGGCCCUCUUCGACGCCGGCGUUGCAUGCUGGAUUCAAGCCCAGGCAAAGGGUUUUUUGCUGAACGUCCCGAUGGCCAAGUGGAGCUUGCAACACCUGCCCACGUACCCCACCGAAAUUCAAUCGCUCGUCGCGACAGCGCGAUCGUACCUGACUCGAUCGUUGCAAACCCAUCCAAACGAUGCCAAAGUGUGGAACGCCCUCGGUGCAGUCCACGAACACGUUAUCCUCAAGCAAUUUGCAUUUGUGCGUGCGAUCGAGCUCGACAAUCUCGAUGCCGCCUGGGCCAACCUCGGCAUGUUGUAUCUUCAGUCGGGACAUCUUGGGCUCGCGCAAAAGGCGUUCCUGAGCCUCCAGGGGGUGAACCCCAACCAUCCAGCCAUGUGGCUCGGAUAUGGGCUGAUGGAAUGCGUGAAUCGGGACCCAGCUCAAGCCCACGCUGCAUUUACGUGUGCGAUGGAAUUGCGGCUAGAUCUGGACAUUUUGCACGGAUUUGCCUAUACAGGUCUGGUCAGUCGAACGGGGUCCCUGGACCAGGCGCUGUUUGCUCUGAAAAAGUACCACGAGCGGGACGCGCGAGACCCCGCCGCCACGAACAGUUUGGGCGUUGCAUUGAUGCGGACCAACCUGUACCCACAAGCGAUCUCUGCGUUUGAAUCGACGCUGGACAUGGUUCAAAACGAUCCAUCGUUGGUCGACGGUGUGUCGUUGAAUCUGGUCCAGGCCCUCCUCCAUGCCAAAAAUUACGACGCUGCCGAGUCGGUGCUUGAAUCGCUUGCCAAGCCGUCGCCAGCGCCGCUGCCCCUUCUCCCGUUGCUCCAAACAAUGGUGCAUGUGGGUCGCGGAGGGCAUGACAAGGACGCGCUUGCAAUCCUGAAUGAAGCAACCAAGUGUUUGCCGUCGUCCCUGUCGGAAUCGAAUGUGGUCAAGGUGCACUUGGCCCGCAGUGUGUUGCUGUAUCGCGUGGGCGAGCAGGACGCGAGUCGCGAGUCGUUGCUCCAGUUGCUGCAAAACCAACCGACCCACUCGGAUGCAAUUGCGACGGUAUUGAUCAAAUUGGGCGGCGCGUCCGCGUGGUGGAGUCCGACGGACACGACGAUAACGCACGCGUUGUGCGGUCCGUUGGUGGCGCUGUAUCAGCAAUUGAACAUGGGGGCUGCAUGCAAGCGCAUGUGCGACUACUGGACGACAACGUUCCCCAACGAUCCGAAUGGAUGGCUGGCGCUGGCCCAAUCGAGCUUACACUUUGGCAAACUGCAGGGCAUACCGACCUCCGUGCCGUUGCCUCCCGUGUUGUCGACCGUCCUCCCCUACGAAGCCACGUUGCUCCGCCACCAGAUCGAGUCGGUCGAAGAAUUGUUUGGGUCGUGGCAUGCUUCGGACACUGCCGUCCGCAAGUGGCUUCACUUGCAUCCCGUGGAUCCGCUCGCCCCUCUGCUCAUCGUCAUGUCCUUGCUCAAGCAGCUCGCCAUCCACCCCGACGACACAUCGUUGCUUUGCCAAGCAAACACGUGGCUCGACUCGUAUGCCACGAACGAGUCCGCUACCCCCUACGGCACGUGGUUGUGGCACGUACUCCAGAGCAAUUUGCACGCCAGUCGCGACAAGUCGAAAGCUCACUUGCAUGCGCAAGCUGCCAAGGCGCUGGUCACGACAACUUUGUCAGGGCAUGUGCCAGUGCGACUGUAUCAAGCACGAAGCGUCGUCCACACCGAUCCAGACGAUGCGAUCGCUCUCUACUUGAGCUCCCUUCACGAAGAAGGCGCGCUGAAGGUGGCAAAGGUCGAGCUGGCGGUGCUGUUGGAGACCAAGGGGUACCUCAAGACCGCAUGGCGUUUAUGGAAAGAUGUGGACACGGCGGACAGCGACAAGAACGAGUGGAAGGGACUCGUCGCGAUUAAGCGGUGCUUCUUGCAACGCGAAAACGCCAAACUCGCGGCCAAGUUUGUGCGCGACAUGCCAGCGGUGUCCGACGCGUUUGUCGAGGCGUUCAAGAUCGAGUUUCGACUCGAGUAGGAUCUUGCAUACCGUCGAUGCAAUACAGGUUUGUCCAUCACGUCGGUGGCAUCCUCCCCAUGUCGACUGCUGU